Molecule: messenger RNA, 2517 nt
Organism: Brienomyrus brachyistius
Lineage: Eukaryota; Metazoa; Chordata; Actinopteri; Osteoglossiformes; Mormyridae
Product: tripartite motif-containing protein 16-like
Exons: 6
Coding region: 297-1739 (480 amino acids)
Molecular function (GO): protein binding; zinc ion binding
Source: RefSeq, a predicted model, not a curated record
ACCACACCUGCUGUAGCAAAUCCUGGAAGUACCUCCCAUCGUCACUCUCAAGAUCAGUUUCUGCAAAGCAGAAGGCAAAGCAGCGCAAUAAAAAGACAGAAGCUGGAGGGAACUUAGAUGAGAAGAACUUUGCAUUUCCAGUCUGUUUAGAUCUGCUGAAGUAUCCAAGGACUAUUUAAUGUGGACAUCGUUAUUGUAUUAACUGCAUUAAGAGCUCCUGGGAUCUUGUUGGAGUUUACAGCUGCCCCUAGUGCAGACAGGCCUUCAUACCUAGAUCUGUUCUGGGCAGAAACACCAUGCUGGCUGAAGUGGUGGAUAAACUAAAGAAGACUGAACUACAAGCAGGUACUUCUGCUGACCGUUAUGCUGGACCUGGAAAUGUGGUGUGUGACGUCUGUACUGGGAGAAAACGCAAAGCUGUCAAGUCCUGCCUGGUGUGUCUGGCCUCUUACUGUAAAAAUCACCUCAAGCCUCACUAUGAGUCUCCAGCUUUUAAGAAGCACAAGCUGAUUGAUGCCACUGGAUAUCUGCAGGACAAGGUCUGUUCCCACCAUGACAAACCCCUGGAGGUCUACUGCCGUACCGACCAGCAGUGUAUCUGCUAUCUCUGUACGAUGGAUGAACACAGAGGCCAUGAUACAGUCUCAGCUGCUGCAGGAAGGGAGGAGAUGCAGAAACGAUUGCGGGAAACAAAGAGAGAAUUUCAGCAGAGAAUCCAGAGGAGAGAGAAGGAGCUACAGGAGCUGAGGGAGGCUGUGGGCUCCAUCACAAGCUCAGCACAGUCAGCAGUACAGGACAGCGAGAAGAUCUUCACUGAGAUGAUCCGCUCCAUUGAGAGAAGACGCUCUGAGGUGACAAAGCUGAUCAGAGAUCAGGAGAAGGCUGCAGUGAGUCAGACUGAAGGACACAUGGAGAGACUGGAGCAGGAGAUUGAUGAACUGAAGAGGAGACACUCUGAGCUGGAGCAGCUUUCACACACAGAGGAUCACAGUCAUUUCCUCCAGAGGUUCCUGCAUUUUCCUGUCAUCCCUGAAGCUGGAUUUGGACCCAGAAUCUCUGUCAAUCCAUGCUACUAUUUUGGAAACGUGACAAAUGCGGUUGUCAAACUGAAGGAACAACUGGAGAAUGUCUGCAAAACGAAAACGGCAGAAAUCAGUGAGACAGUUACUAAAGAUGCUGUCCUACAGGUAUUAGUGCCCAGGACCAGAGCAGAAAUCUUACUAUAUUCCUGUCGGCUCACUCUGGACCCCAACACAGCAAACAGAAACCUCCAUCUGUCUGAGGGGAACAGAGUGGUGACAUCGAAGAUGGAGAGACAGUCAUAUCCUGAUCACCAGGAGAGGUUUGAGUCAUGGACCCAAGUGUUGUGUACAGAGGGUCUGACUCGGCGCUGCUACUGGGAGGUUGAGUGGAGCGGCACUGGAGUCGGUGUAGGCGUCACAUUUAAGGGGAUGAGCAGGAAUGGGUGGGGUAAUGACAGCGCACUUGGAUACAAUGACAAGUCCUGGUGUCUGUACUGCAGAACCUUCAGUUACUCAUUCUGGCACAAUAAUGAGCGAACUGUGGUAUCCGGCCCCCCCUCCUCCAGGAUAGGGGUGUACCUGGAUCACAAGGCAGGAAUUCUGUCCUUCUACAGUGUCUCUGACACAAUGACCUUCCUGCACAGGAUCCAGACCACGUUCACUGAGCCCCUCUAUCCUGGGUUUUACCUUUUUGACAGUACAGCCAAACUAUGCUAGCUAGGUUAGUAGGCCAUUUAAUGUAUCCCAAAAAUAACUAAAUAGGUAAUAGAGGAACACAAGGCUACUAAUUGUGACCUGUUUGCUGUUGCCACCUGUCACUUGAGAUUUUUUGUUUCUGUGUUUGGUAUCAAAAUGAAACAUUGUGGCUUAUUAAGUCUAACUUGUGCCAAUUUUCAAUUUUAUGUAUAAUUUCUGAAUUCUAUCCUGUAUUACACCGGACACAAGUUCCCAACAUUGCAUAGCAUGAAAUAUGUUUAAGUGUCAAUAGGAUCUUCGGAACACAGAAUGAAUAACUGUACGUAAUAUCAGACUACAGCAAAAGGCAACAAGGAAAUGGAUCUUUAAGUUUUUUUUAUGUAAAAGGUAGAAAUAAUGAUCAUAAGGACAGAUGUAAUAAACGUCCAAUUAUACAGAAUUUAUGAAUUAUGCAUUUAGGUCAUUUACAGGUUUUUUGGGAUAACAGACUGACUUCCUUUAAAUAAUAUCCGUUUUGCAAGCAAACUGAUCAAAAUAAUGUCUUGCAUUAAAUUUUUUUUUUUACACAAUUAUUUUAGGGGCAUUAAAAUCAGUGGAAAUCCGGGACUGAUAAUGCUUUUACCAUCUAAUGUACCUGUUUUUCAUAAUUCACGAUGAUUGCUUUAAUUGGGAUAAUUCUGGAGUUCAAAAUUAUUUAUAUAUUUUAUAGAAUUAAUAUGUGGAAAACCAACAAAUUAAUAAAGCAAAACAUUCUGACAGUUUGUUGUUUCCUCACUCUCACUAUCAUUCUCCAUUUUGA